Rotaria sp. Silwood1 is the source of this 588-nucleotide messenger RNA. The record is from the annotation of a GenBank genome assembly. Lineage: Eukaryota; Metazoa; Rotifera; Eurotatoria; Philodinida; Philodinidae.
AUGUUUCCUCUACAACCAAUUAAUAUUGGUAAUGUACAAAAUGUACCAAUUCCACAUGCAUCACCAUUUCAAGUUCAAGUAUUGCAAUUACUGAAUCAACAGCAGCGGCAAUUGCAACGAUUGCAACUACUAGUGCAACAACUGCAACAACAAUUACAGCCGCAACAACAACAACAACAACAACAAGUUAAUGGUGGCCAAGUAGCUGUUCUCGGUCAUGGUGGUGGUCAAGUUGCUGUUGUCGGUAAUGGUGGUACUCAAGCUGCUGUUCUCGGUCAUGCUGGUGGUCAACUUGCUGUUCUCGGUCAUGGUGGUGGUCAAGCUGCUGGUGUCGUUCGUCGUGGUCGUGGUCAAGCUGCUGGUGUCGUUCGUCGUGGUCGUGGUCGUGGUCAAGCUGCUGGUGUCGUUCGUCGUGGUCGUGGUCGUGGUCAAGCUGCUGGUGUCGUUCGUCGUGGUCGUGGUCAAGCUCCUGUUGUGGUUCGUCGUGGUCGUGGUCGUGGUCAAGCUCCUGUUGUGGUUCGUCGUGGUCGUCGUCAAGCUCCUGUUGUUGGUCAUCGUGGUCGUGUUCGUCGUAUUGCUGGUGGUUAA